Molecule: messenger RNA, 2688 nt
Organism: Lingula anatina
Lineage: Eukaryota; Metazoa; Brachiopoda; Lingulata; Lingulida; Lingulidae
Product: ABC-type oligopeptide transporter ABCB9
Biological process (GO): transmembrane transport; peptide transport
Cellular component (GO): lysosomal membrane
Molecular function (GO): ABC-type oligopeptide transporter activity; ABC-type peptide transporter activity; ATP binding
Source: RefSeq, a predicted model, not a curated record
UAUUGAUUGCAAGAUUCGGUGCAAUCAUAAAAUUAUGCUAUCCUGAUAAAGGUAGAUGCCUUUGGAAUUUCGCAGCCGUUUUGCAACCUCAAUUUCUCAUUGAAAAAAAAAUUAUAAAAACUAAGUUCUAAGUGGAAAGACAACUUGAAUGCCAUUUUGUGUUUGAAAAUCAUCCUGGACACCCUGUUAACAUUGAGCCUGAUAGAUAUCACAGGAAUUAUUGAAACAGUAUAAAGUUACAACAACAAGACAUACAAAACGAACUUUCUGAUUCUGCAAUCAUGAAGAAUUUGAAAAAACCAAAUGUAGCACGAGAACUUACAAAGCGCUUCUUUUCAGUUGUGCCAUCAUUUACAGACAUCUUUGAUGAAGAAACCUUUUACAUUGUGGCUAUCCUAGUAGUCAUAUUGUCCAUUGUGCUAGUAAUUAUACUGUCUCGAAAAGUGACCAUUAAGGAUGCUGGUCACCUAGAUUAAUGUAUUAGAUGUAUUUUCAAGACCAUUUUAUCUAUUAAUUGUAUUUAAUGAUAUCCAUGUACUAGUAGUUAUGUUUAGUUGAUGUCAUAUUGCAUGCUGGAAUGUUUUUGUUUGAUUUAAGGUGUAGUUUUUGUAACAAUAAUCUUGUCAUUCUUUAUUUUUUGCCACAUGUUCAUACAGAAUUUACUGUAAAUCCAGUGUUUAUUUGACCCACUGUGCAUUGAAUGUAAAAAUUGUGUUUGGUUUUAUAAGGUGCAUUUACAGCUUGUACCACAGGUACGGGUGUUAAUUGACAGAUAUUCAUACUGUGGGUAUAGUCAUAUUAAUAGAUUCAAGCCAAGCGUAUAAAAUGUCUUUCAACAGCAAGAAAGCCAAAUGUCUCCUGUUUAUAACAGUUAUUUUUCCUGUGGUUGACGUGUGUGUAACCACUGUGCUUUACUCACAUGGCACUGGUUUUAAAGAACACUUCACCCAAGGGUUUUAUGCCUACUCUGUGUUUACAUCAUUAUUUGAUGUUUGGUCACUCAGCAUUUUAAGAGCAACAUUGUUACUUGGACUGGCAAUAGGGGUAAUGUGCAAUCCAAAGAAAGGGGUACAGCGAGCCAAAAAAGUAGUGCGUGUAAUUGCAGUUAUUACUGUUAUCUUAUGGGUCUGUCAAAUUAUAAAAUUGUUGCUAUUUUCGGAUGCUGUUUCUGACUUGAGGAAACCUUGGUUCUGGGCAUUGUUCUGUUGGACACUUAUUGCAUCCGUUCUCAUGUUUGUUCUAUGGUGGCAAGUGGCAGAACUGAAAGUUAUAUCAAAGAAGAAGUAUCAUGGGAUCAAUUCCACUAUUGGUGAAAGAGAAGGUCUUAUAAAUGCCAAUACUACCCUUAGUAGCGGAAGUGAAGAUAGUGAGGAUGAAGAGAAAGAGCACCAUAAUGGUAAUCGACAUAAGAAAAAGAAGAAAAAAGCCUCAAGAACUACAAGCAUUUUCCGCUUACUGAAGCUGUCCAAAGAUGACUGGCCUUUUAUUUUGGCUGGCUUCUUUUUCCUGCUAUGUGCAGCUGGAGCUGAAGUAUUCCUACCAUACUACACUGGCCAGGUGAUAGAUGGUAUUGUCAUUGAGCAGUCCUAUGAAAAGUUCACCAAUGCCAUCAUUAUAAUGUCAGCAAUAUCACUAACAGCUGGUUUUGCAGCAGGGUCGAGAGGAUGUCUGCUUUUACUUGCCAUGAACAGACUUGGGCUCAGGGUGCGAAACUUGCUGUUUGGUGCCAUCAUGAAGCAGGAGACUGGCUUCUUUGAUAAGAUACAAACCGGUGAAAUCACCUCCAGAUUAACAUCUGAUGCCACAACCAUGAGUGAGUCAGUAGGAUUGAACAUCAACAUAUUCCUUAGAAGUCUAGUGAAAGCUAUUGGAACCUGUGUUUUUAUGUUUAAGUUGUCUUGGCAGCUUACCUUAGUGACGUUCAUUGGUCUCCCUAUCAUCAUUGGUUUCUCCACCCUUUAUGGCGAAUACUAUGAGAAACUGUCAAAGGAAAUCCAGGACACUCUAGCCAUUGCCAACAACGUGGCUGAAGAGACAUGUUCAUCAAUGAAGACAGUUCGCAGCUUUGCAAACGAGACUGCAGAGGUCCAAAGAUACAAAGACAAACUUCAGGAUUCCUACAAGUUGUACAAAAAGGAGGCUCUGGCUUAUGGUGCUUUUAUGUGGUGCAAUGAGGUCUUUGAACUGUCUUUGACUGUAGCUACCCUUUACUAUGGUGGUCAUCUUGUCCUGAAUAAAACCAUGACUGGUGGCAACUUGGUGUCCUUCAUCUUGUAUCAGCUGGAGCUUGGUGACUGCUUUGAGGAAAUGGGUGAAGUAUUCACUGGUCUAAUGCAGGCAGUUGGUGCAUCAGAGAAAGUGAUGGAAUACAUGUAUCGUGAACCUAAAAUCCAGAAUGAUGGCUCACAUAUUCCAGGCCAACUUGAUGGUCAUAUUGAGUUUUGUCAGGCCACAUUUACAUAUCCUGCUAGACCAGAUGAGCCUGCAUUGAAGUCUAUAGGAAAUGUUUUCACAUCUUUGAUGCAAGCUGUGGGUGCUUCUCAUAAAGUAUUUGAGUAUAUGGACCGCAAACCUGAAGUUAUAAAUGAUGGCACAUGUGCACCUGCCCACUUGAAUGGGCUCCUGCAGUUCAGACAAGUUCAUUUCAGUUAUCCAACCAGGCCAGAUGAAAAAGCAUUGAAGUUGUAG